AUGGUGACAUCGUGGAUUCUCAACUCACUUUCAAAGGAUUUGGCAGAUAGCUUACAGUAUGUGGUCGAUGCAAAAGAAUUGUGGCAGGAACUGGAGGAUAGGUACGAUCAGACGAAUGGAGCGAAAUUGUACCAGCUUGAAAGGAAAAUUAACGACCUAAGUCAGGGAACCCUAGACAUUACAGGAUAUUAUACAAAAAUGAAGAAGCUUUGGGAAGAGUUAAACACAUUAAAUGCACAUGCACAAUGUAAGUGCCAGUGUACUUGUGAUGCCAAGGCAAAUAUGCACAAGGCUGAACAAGACAUAAGGCUAAUUAGGCUUCUAAUGGGUUUAAACGAGGUCUACACAGUUGUGAGAGGAAGCAUUUUGAUGAUGAAUCUGUUGCCCAGUGUUGCACAAGCCUUUUCUAUCCUAAUCCAGGAAGAAAAACAAAGGGAAGUUAGGCCAAGCAACCAUCUGAUGAUGGAGACUGCUUCAAUGAAUGUCAGUGGUCUUGCAAGUCCAGCUUUUAGGACAAAUUAUGCUCAACAGAGGAACACUAUAGGAAACAACUCAUACAGAGGCAGUUAUCCAUCCAAUAGGUCACGCCUGUUUUGCGACAACUGCAAGAAGCAAGGACACACUAAAGAUAAAUGCUACAAACUACACGAAUUUUCCCAGGACUUCAAAUUCACUAAAGGAAAAAGUGUGGCAUCUGCUGCAAGUGUGCAUGGAGGACCUAGAGGGAUAGUUCCUGGAGGAUGCAGUGAAGUUGGUGCUGGAAAUCAAAGCAUGGGGAUUCAAAACCUGACAAAGGAGCAAUAUAAUCAGUUACUGCAUCUGUUGGAGAACUUCCAUGGUGGAAAUGCAGUUGAAGUCUCAAAUAACAUCACUAGUGGGGCAGCAAACUUUGCAGGUAUAUUGGCUUGCUCUACUCGUAAAGAAAUUAUUGGUAAUCUUUCAUGUAAAUGCUUCAAAUCAUCUGCUGAAUAUUGGAUUUUAGAUUCUGGAGCUUCUAAUCAUAUGUCCUAUAACAAAGCCCUAUUAACCAACAUUAGAAUUCUACCGUAUCCUUUCCCAGUAACCUUACCAAAUGGAUACAAAGUUAGAGUGACAGAAAUUGGUGAUGCAGUCCUUAGCCCUAAGCUGACUUCACACAAAGUGUUGUUUGUUCCUAGUUUUAAGUUCAAUUUGAUCUCAGUUCAUUGUUUAACAUCAUACCUUCAGUCAGUUGUCCAAUUUUCUGAUAUUUCAUGCAUUUUACAGGCCCCUUUAAUGAAGAGGCCUCUGGAGAUUGGUAGAGCAAGGAAUGGUCUGUACUUCCUCUGCUCAAAAUGCCAGUUCCUUGGUUCAGCUACUGUCCCCACUUAUCUCAUUUCAAAUUCAUGUUCUGCUUCUACUAGCAAUUCAAAAAACAAUGCACAACCACAUAAAUCACUCACUAUAAAUAAUGACAACUUAGAAACUUGUCCUGUUAAUUGUCUUUCAUCAUCAUCUGUAAAUGUUCCACUUUCAAGCAAUAAGAAAGUGUCUUUUGAUCACACUUCUCUUCCUUGUGUUUUGCCAUCUUUUCAUUCUGAUCUUGCGUGCGAAGGUCAUAGAAAUGAUGCCUUGAGUAAUAGUCAGUCACCAACUGGGACUUCACCAAAUUUUGUCACCAACACUUCUUUACCAGGUGAUCAAGAUAUUUCCUCACUAGUUGAUCAAAGCAACCAUUCACCUAUUGAUGCAGGUGUUUAUGAAAAUUCACCUAUCCUUUCAAAUACUUCAGACCAACAUACCACUGACACUUCCUCAUUCCCAAGUCCUACACGACCAUCCAGAACAGUCAAAACACCAAGCUACCUAAGUGAAUAUGUGUAUUCCCUUCCAAAUCCAAAGAACAAUACAUCACACACUGUCUUGCUCAAUUUUCCCCUUUCAGAUCAUCAACAUAUUUGUUUUACUGCUCUAAACAAGGAUAGUCAGCAUAUGAUGAGAAACAUUACUCAUGAAUCUAAGCCAUGUUCUUAUGAGGAAGCAGCCUUAAACCCUGCAUGGCAAGCAGCCAUGACACAAGAAUUUGAGGCUUUGUAUGCUAACCACAAAUAG
Molecule: messenger RNA, 2070 nt
Organism: Nicotiana tabacum (common tobacco)
Lineage: Eukaryota; Viridiplantae; Streptophyta; Magnoliopsida; Solanales; Solanaceae
Source: RefSeq, a predicted model, not a curated record